UCCAAAUCAGGGAGGCAACUCUGUUCGGAGAAUGUUACAUACAACGGGGUUUUCCAGAGGAUUUUCGAUUGAGUCGCACAAGAGUAGACAUUUGUUAAAAUAUCCAAAUGAGUUUAGAAAAAUUUGUAAACCAACACAUUCAGCUUCUUGAUAAGGAGCGAGAGGCUGAGAUAGAAGAGACGAGACAUGUCAAUGAAACAUUGCCACCAAAGGAGCUUCAAAGGAGAGGAGUUUGUUUGCUGAAGCUUCAUAUUAGAUCCCGUCGAACUGGCUUUUAUGGGAGAACAGUUGUCACGUUUGAACCAGGAGGAGCACUCCAAGAGUUACCUGCCCAUAAUAUUACACCUGGUGAUAUAGUUAGCCUGACUGCCAGCUCGGCCCAUCAAGGCGAUGAGGGUUUUGGGUCAGGCAUUGUGACACAUGCUGGAAAGUCGGCCAUUAGUGUAGCAUUUGAUGACAAGGAGGAUUUGUAUGAUUUACAGGAGGAGGAUCUCUACAAGCUUACCAAGCUUGCUAAUGAUGUCACGUACAAACGACUAAAAAAUGCACUGAAUAAUCUGAAAAAGGGUGAUUUUGGUGGAUCAAGUAGACUUGUGGAUGUGUUGUUUGGAGAAACAGACCUGUCUUCUCCUUACAACCUCAAAGACAUCCACCUGGUAAAUUCUGGACUGGAUGAGUCACAAGAAGAUGCUGUUAGGUUUGCUCUUGCUCAGCCAGAAGUAGCCAUUGUGCAUGGUCCUCCAGGCACAGGGAAGACCACUACUGUCAUAGAAAUCAUCAUCCAGGCUAUCAAGCAGGGCAACAAGAUUUUGGCUUGUGCACCAUCUAACAUUGCUGUUGACAAUUUAGUGGAACGACUGGCCCAGCAUAAACAAAAGGUGGUGCGACUUGGUCAUCCAGCAAGAGUUCUGCCACAUAUACAGAAAUAUUCUCUAGAUGCUAUCUUGUCUUCCAGUGAAGAAACACGUUUAGUGGAGGAUGUCCGCAAAGAUCUUGAUAAAAAUCUGUCUGCCAUUAGAAAAACCAGAGAUCAUGGAGAAAAGCAAAAAAUACGAGAAGACGUAAAGUAUUUACGAAAAGAAUUGAGACAGAGGGAGGAAGCUGCCUCCAAAGAAGUCCUGAAAAGAGCUGAUGUUGUCUUAGCAACCCUUAGCUCAGCUGACCCGAGAGGACCAAUUAGAUAUCUCGAUAAUGAACACUUUGAUCUGGUUGUGAUUGAUGAAUGUUCACAGGCGGUUGAGGCGGCCUGUUGGAUUCCCCUUUUGAGGGCCCCACGGUGUGUUUUAGCUGGAGACCAUUUACAGCUUCCACCCACAAUACUCAGCAAAGAAGCUGCUAGUGCCGGCCUAGAGACAACCUUGAUGGAGAGACUUCUUGACCUUUAUGGUGGCAAGGUCAUGAGGAUGCUGACCACUCAGUACAGGAUGCACCAGCUGAUCAUGCAGUGGUCCUCGGAUCAGCUGUACGAGGGCAAGCUCACUGCUCACUCCUCAGUGGCUACACAUCUCCUCAGAGACAUUGAAAAGGUGGAGGAGACUGAGGAGACAUCGGAGCCGCUGUUGUUGAUUGACACAGCAGGUUGUCAGCUUUAUGAACUCGAUGUCCCCGAGGAAAUCUCUAAGGGAAAUGAAGGUGAGGCAGACAUUGUCAGCAGCCAUGUUGAAAAACUUAUCAAACUAGGAUUGAACCAGGAGGAGAUAGCAGUUAUUGCCCCAUACAACUUACAGGUUGAGCUGUUGAGAUUACGACUUUCCAGUGAUUAUCCAAAAGUGGAAAUCAAAUCAGUGGACGGAUUUCAAGGAAGAGAGAAGGAGGCUGUCAUUAUAUCCAUGGUCAGGAGUAACAAGAAAGGUGAAGUAGGAUUUCUAGCAGAAAAGAGAAGAAUCAAUGUAGCCAUAACCAGAGCGCGGCGCCACCUAGCAGUGGUGUGUGAUAGUGAGACAGUGGGGCACGACGCCUUCCUCAAAUCUCUAGUGGACUAUAUGUCAGCUAAUGGGGUUGUGAAAACGGCUCAGGAAUUUGUAGAGGCUGGAAUCGUAUAUAACAAAGUAACAAGACCAGAUCAUCUCAAUGACCUCUUGACCUUACCAAGCAACAACAAGGGAGCAAAACCAAAGUCUGCCAAAAACCAAAAGAAAUCUCAAAACAAGCAGAAACCAGCCAAGACAGAAGGCCAAAUUCCUGAAGCAGAGAAAUAUCAAAAAACAGAAGAAGAAACAAAUGAAAGGAUCAAAGAAUUUCAGGGAUAUUUAGAUACAUUUGUACAGGAACCAUCUUCAGGAGAGUUGGAAUUUCCUUCCUCCCUGAACUCGCAUGAUAGGAUGCUUGUUCAUGAGUUGUCAGAGAAGAUGGGACUGAUACACAUUAGCAAAGGGGCUGGCAAAGAGAGACAUAUAGUGGUGUCAAAACCAGGUGGUGGUGGUGGCCAUGAUGUUGUCAAGUGUUCAUCAAAACAACAUUUAGAAAAGGAAAAGAUUUCAGAGGAGAAGGUAGCUGGAGCACAAAAUGUGGAGCUACCAUCUCAGGCAGAGGAAGAAUUUCCAGAGGAUAAGGAAUCACAAGCUGCUCCAAAUCAGAAAGAACCCGAUAAAAUUGUGUGUAGACUUUGCAGCAAGUCAGUUAUUAAAGCAAACAUUCAGUUACAUGAAACUCACUGUUUACGAAUGCAGAGACAGAAAUCUGCACCCAAAUCUGCUGAUUCUAGUAGCAAAAAGCAUAAAGAUCAAAGCACACCAAGAGCACCGAAUGCCCAUGCAGAUGUGGUAGCCAAAUUGGAGAAGGUGGAUGGUGAUGAUUUGGACAGUAUGAUUGCUGCGGUUCAGAGCGUGGAUAGGGAGUGUAGUUUUAAGAAAUGUAAGACCAGCACUAGAACACUGGGUCAUAAUUGUGAAUUCUGUAGGAGAAGGUUCUGUCUCAAUCAUCACAUACCGGAAGUCCAUGGAUGUGGAGAUGCAGCAAAGGCCCAUGCCCGAGCAACAAUUAUCAGAGAGGGGGUGCUGUACAGAGGUAGUGGGGUGCCCGACAAAAGGCCUGACCCCACACGCAAGGCCCAACUUCAAAAGAAGUUGGAUAAAAAAUUAACUGAUAUGGCUACCAAACGGCAGGGCAAGAAACAAAAGAAAUAAUGCACAGCGGGAUGGCCAUGAGGACGCAGCUGCGGGGUGACAGGCGAAUCCAGGAAUUUUAAAACGCCUUAAACAUGCUGUGGGAACUUAACAUGGUGUGACAGUGAUAGUACAACAAAUAAAUGUUUUGUUUUAUCUCUAUUAUUAUUAUUAUUUGUUUAUUACUUAAAGUAAAAAAAAUCACCAACUACGAAAACGUUUAAUAACAAUUUUAGUUUACAUUCCAACAGGUGUGUGUCUAAAAACGAUGCUCAAGUAAACGUUGUUCGAUAAUUACUAUUAUAUAAUUAUAGUUUUAAUCGUUUGUUUUAAGCAUGGAAUAUGGCUUUAGAUUGCAGUCUUCUUUGGUGAAAUUCCAGACUCCUUUAUUUCUAUCAAUUUCAUUGUAUAUUAAUAUUAGGCCAACCAAUGUACUGGGCAUUUCUCAUUAGCUGCAGAAAGACCGAUUAAUUGAAGUUCGGAAUUUCUUGGUGCUGUUGGAGACCUUUGCGCUGUCACGGCGUCCUCACUCCGUUUCUACUGCAUGUUUAUCAAAUUGCAGAGCGACGGCGCGUAAUUUGUGCACGUUCAAAGUGCGCGCCGGCGCCGGCGCAUGGCGUUCUGUAAUGUUUUAGGCUAUCCCACCGCGACAAAUAAAAAUGCCGUUGCGUUGUUACGUCGCUGUAGGGGACUCUACUGCGUGUACCUUGGCGUUUUACAUUAUUCAAAGGCACAGCCGGAUCACCAUGAGGACGCAGCUCCGGUGUGACAGGGGAAAACGCAGCCCCGGUGUGACAGGGAAGGACGCAGCU
Messenger RNA from Magallana angulata, 3916 nucleotides. RefSeq names its product DNA-binding protein SMUBP-2-like. Bases 108 to 3125 code for a protein of 1005 amino acids. The record is from RefSeq and is a predicted model, not a curated record. Gene Ontology annotation, molecular function: zinc ion binding; 5'-3' DNA helicase activity; RNA binding. The transcript is spliced from 17 exons. Lineage: Eukaryota; Metazoa; Mollusca; Bivalvia; Ostreida; Ostreidae.